CUACUAGAAGCGAUCUUUCAUCGUCUCUCUCCCGCGCAAGCUAGGGUUUUGGCGAACCCUUUCUGAUCUACACCAUUCGCGUAAGUUGAGAUCAUACACACUGAUUGGACUCGGCCAUGCCUCGGUAUUACUGUGAUUACUGUGACACUUACUUGACGCAUGAUUCCCCUUCUGUAAGAAAGCAGCAUAAUGCCGGUUACAAACACAAGGCCAAUGUUCGCAUCUACUAUCAGCAAUAUGAGGCACAACAAAAUCAGUAUUUGAUUGACCAAAAGGUUAAGGAGCAUCUUGGACAAGCUGCUGCGUUUCAGCAAGUUGGUGCUGCUUACAACCAACUAAGGCCCCGUCUUCCAAUGAUGCCAAUGCCUGGGAAUCCGCAGUUGGCAAUGAACCCAGCGUUAUUUGGAAUGAGGCCCCCUGUCUCUUUGCCCAGACCUAUUCCUGGUACUAUAGCUACUUAGGCGUCUUUUAUAUUGUUAUGUUUAAAUAUUGGCAAAAUAGACAAGCAUGUCAUCGUACUUCCACACGU
Molecule: messenger RNA, 529 nt
Organism: Cynara cardunculus var. scolymus (artichoke)
Lineage: Eukaryota; Viridiplantae; Streptophyta; Magnoliopsida; Asterales; Asteraceae
Product: U1 small nuclear ribonucleoprotein C-like
Exons: 5
Coding region: 117-461 (114 amino acids)
Biological process (GO): mRNA 5'-splice site recognition; mRNA splicing, via spliceosome; spliceosomal snRNP assembly
Cellular component (GO): U1 snRNP; nucleus
Molecular function (GO): pre-mRNA 5'-splice site binding; zinc ion binding
Source: RefSeq, a predicted model, not a curated record